Molecule: messenger RNA, 1770 nt
Organism: Fusarium subglutinans
Lineage: Eukaryota; Fungi; Ascomycota; Sordariomycetes; Hypocreales; Nectriaceae
Exons: 1
Coding region: 1-1770 (589 amino acids)
Molecular function (GO): protein binding
Source: RefSeq, a predicted model, not a curated record
AUGGCCGACCCUCUUUCCAUUGUCGGUGGUGUCGCAGCAGGACUUCAGCUUGUUUCGGCGGCUGGAAAAGCUCUGCUAGCCACCAUAAAACUAUUACAAGACCUGCAGGAAGUCCCCGGUCAGCUGGCAGAGCUACUGCGAGAAGUGGAUGACUCCAUAUCCAGGCUUUGUUACAGCUGCAGGGGGGGCUCGCAAGCCUUUGGGAAUCUAGAUCCUGCCCAGGAAAAACGUCUCGUUAGCAUAGCAGAUUCCCUGCACCCAGUAUUGCAAGAAAUCCACAGCAUGAUAACACCGUUGUUCUCCGAUAGAAAGGGCAAGAGAAAGGCGAUGAGCCAACUCUGGAACUCCAUCAUCUCGCUCAAGGUCGAGAAGGAACUUUCACAAAAGUUAGAGAGGCUAAAUAGGCUCAACAUUGAGAUGGUUCGGGAACUAGGUGUUGUUGGACUUGAAGUCCAAUUAGCCACCAACGAGCUCGUAACAGCUACCAAUACCACUUCAGUACAGGGCUUCUCUAGCCUUGAGACGCAAAUGGAUUCUUUACGAAGAGACUUCAAGACUUUCACUAUAUCGAUGCAAGAAGCCCAUACAAUCUCACUGGAAACAUCAUCUCUCAAGGACCGCGCCGUGAAGGCGGAGCAAGCAGAACGGAUUGGGGAACGCGGCUGGGAAAUUGUCAACAGAUCAUCAACAAGUCUUUCGGGGACAACGAUAAGCUCACAGCAGGUGGAGGAAAAGAGGCUAUCCGAUGAAAGGGCCGAGCAGAUGCGCCGUUACCUCGGAGCCUCCAAUGCUGUAGGACCAAGUUUACUAAGUCGCAGUCAUCGUCCAAGCUCCGACCUUGAGUCUGUUCUUUUCAGCAUAAGGACAUUCUACACAACAGGGAACUUUGAUCCGUCGGCACCAGUACAAAAGGUACAAUUCUGGCAAGACACCGACCUCGCAAUCUACCUUAUGAAAAUCGCAAAGGGUGAUGCGCGUGGUUCAAGUCAGAGUCAGACCCGAGGGUUUCGAGUCUUGAAAAAUUCAACAGCCGGUUCUCCGGCAAUAUUUCACGAGGGUACCGCGACCAUCAUGAUCGAGUUGCUCAGCACCCUCUCUCCUGUCAAUACUACGACAUGCCCUUUUGUACGAGAUGCUGUUCUUACAUAUAUCAACGAGCUUGCGCGCACUCAAUUACAUCCUCAACACCCCAUCUCUUUGGUCAUAGCCACGCUCAGGAAAGACAAAGGCGACAAAAACGUCUCUUUGCGUGCACUGACAUCAGUGGUCGAUCGCUUACGGGCGACACUUGGUCCUGCGCACGAACUCACCCAACUCGCCACAUCAAGGCUCUGCGCCCUUCUUCGCCGGAGUGGGGAGUACGAUGAAUCUCUACGGGUAGCCAACGAAGGAGUCCGUGCCCUUCGUAAUCUUUUAGGUCCCAACUCGCUACAGGAACGCAAGCUGUCAAGGCAUAUUGAGCAUGUAUACAUCGACCAAGAGGAUUGGCCAGCCGCUCUGAGCGUUUGUCUUGAUAUAGUCGGGCAGCAGCACCUUGAAACUCCAGACCCAGACCCGAUGUUCCAUGACGACUGCGCGGUGUAUACCAUGGAGGAUAUUGCAAAGAUAUGCGAGUGCGCUGGGAACCUAGCUCUAGCGGUGGCAUGGCUUGCUCAGGCCAAGGUUGCGAGUGUAAUGGCCUGGGGAGAGGUUGAUGAGACAGGUUAUAUACAGGAUAAGUUGGACGAGCUGGUAAUGCAGAUGGGUCUGAUAAAGGAUAAUAAGAUUUAA